This is a messenger RNA of Lactuca saligna, 774 nucleotides long. Lineage: Eukaryota; Viridiplantae; Streptophyta; Magnoliopsida; Asterales; Asteraceae. The record is from the annotation of a GenBank genome assembly.
AUGAGAGAUGAAGAUGAUUAUGUGAGGUUUCUGGAUGCUGGAUAUAAAAAUAGGAGAAGAAUCAGUAUCUACAUUGAUCACGACGACGAGCCACUUAUGCACUGGAUUGAAGAAGAGAUAGCCGAAGAUGGAUUGUACAAUGAUAGUGAUCCAUGUUUUGAUUAUGUGGACUCGGCCAUGUUAGAUGAUAUAUCGGUAGACCAUGAAGCUGAUGAUGAGGGUUUGCUAGAAGUUAUUAAAGAAAGAGCACCAACAUGUGAGCAUAGGCAAUGUGCUAGACACAUCUAUGCUAACUUUAAGAAGAAAUACACAUGUGUUGAGUUUAGGAAGUUAUUAUGGAGAGCAAAGUCCACAACCGAGUAUUAUAUGAGGGAAAUCAAUACAAUGUCCACGCAUGCUUAUGAUCACCUAAUGGAAAGGGACCCAAAGACAUGGUGCAAGGCAUUUUUUGAGCUUGAUAGGUAUUGGGAUGUUACUCUAAGUGGUCCGCGAAUAUAUGAAGUGAAACAAUUGCAUGGGGUUUAUGCAAUUGACUUGGACCAAAGAACCUGUGGGUGUAGAGUAUGGCAACUGACUGAUAUACCAUGUGUACAUGGCAUUGCUGCAAUCUUGUUUUUCAAUGGGAAUGCAGAGGAGUAUGUGGCAGUUUGGUUCACAACGAAUAUGUUUGGAAGUUGCUAUAGGUAUAACAUGGAACCAACUAAUGGAGGUAACAUGUGGCCGGAAACAUGUAUUCAAAGCAUCUUGCCACCAUGCCCUGGAGACCAAAAGUGA